Molecule: messenger RNA, 1867 nt
Organism: Pseudogymnoascus verrucosus
Lineage: Eukaryota; Fungi; Ascomycota; Leotiomycetes; Thelebolales; Thelebolaceae
Exons: 1
Coding region: 108-1532 (474 amino acids)
Biological process (GO): nucleolar large rRNA transcription by RNA polymerase I; transcription initiation at RNA polymerase I promoter
Cellular component (GO): RNA polymerase I core factor complex
Molecular function (GO): RNA polymerase I general transcription initiation factor activity; RNA polymerase I core promoter sequence-specific DNA binding; TBP-class protein binding
Source: RefSeq, a predicted model, not a curated record
CAGAGUUUAGCGCGCUAACCACCGAUUCUUCAGCCUGGACCGUCAUCGCCACCUUAUCACAAGUUAAGCCUCACUUUGCCUGUUUUGUUCUUCAUUCUAAUGUCGUAAUGACCCUCUUCGCCCUGCCACUCUCAUGGCAGAAUGGCCGCAUAUCCACCUCCGCCUCUUCAUUUCCCCAAACUGCUGGGCAAUCAACAAACAGAAAACGCAAGCGCAGCUUCCCAUUGAACUCGCCACCCCCUCCGUCCACACUAUCCACGCUACCAAAUUCUGUAUUUGAUUACCCAUCCUCGCCUGCGCCAAGUACCAACCUCGAUUAUGUGACCAGCAACCCUCUGUCGCUAAACGCCGACGAAACCAGGCAGUACAGAGCUGCUGGGCUGGAACUCGAUAAAGAGUUGCCCAGCAAAACUUACACGGGGUUCCCACAUAGGAAUUUACCAUGGGAUGCUGGACUUGCUACUGAUGAUGAGGAUCGGGAAUCGUCAAAAGCGGAAUUAAGUUCCAUCGAAAGAGGUAGCAAACCUUCUCACCUAAAAGUUCGGCACUUAGGCGUCUUGACGGCUAUUCUGCAGCGAUGCAUAGCGGAAGGCGAUAUUCCGCGGGCAUCCAAGGCAUGGGCAUUACUUCUACGAGCUCAAGUGGGAGGUAAAGGUGUUGAUCUUCGAUCCACAGGGUACUGGAGCUUGGGUGCAGAACUCCUCAUACGGAGAGGCGAGCAGCUUCCAGCAGGCAACGAUGGAACUAGUCGUGAAGGCGAUCUUCAAGAAACUCCACCUCUAGACCCCCAGGAUUCUGGAACUGUGUCGUGGGGCACAGCUGAGGGGCUUGAAAGGGCGAAAGAUUACUACGCCCGGCUUAUCCUUCAACACCCCUACAAACGGCAAUAUUCCACCGCCACUUCAGCACUUGAUUUCUGGCCUGCAAUGCUUAGCUGCGAGAUCUAUGGCAUUCAAAGCAAACAGCAGCAAUCGCUACACCAGCUAGUCAUGCGUCAAAGAGACGGCAACAACGGUUCUACCUCUGACCAUGAAGACUCUUUAUCUGAUGAGGAGUCUGAGAAUAGCGCCGACGAUAGUCUCGGCGCCACGCAGGAGGAAGUAUACUUCGCAAGGCGUGCAAAGCGUGAAUCGCGCACAGCGCAACGCCAGCAAGUGAGGAGUUGGAAGAAGAAGGAAGAGGUGCGCAUGCACGCAAAAACUGCGGCGGAGAAAGUUGCAGCACGCAUGGAUGAGAUAAUGACGACCCCACCAUUUGUGGAUAGCCAUGUACUGCACCGGUUGCGAGGGUAUUUGGCCUUGUAUAUUGGGGAUUUGAGUAUCCUUUCACCUUGGGAGCAAAAACUUGGUGGUGAAUCGGAGGGGGCGUCGGCGUGGGUGAGGAGGUCAGAGGCGGAGAAGGGUGAGCUACUUAAGAAAGAGAUGGUAGAGGUGGCGAGAGCGCACUUUGAUGUGGCUAAGCGGAGAGGCGGGCAUAUCCCGGACUGGGAGACAGAAGAGACUGCGGUUGGAUAUGAGGACGAAUCUGCUUAGACGGCUCCUCUGUGGAUUGACGUCCCGGACCUGCACUGUCCUGUCGGGAAGUGGAUGUUGAGUUUGGACUCCAGUCACAAAUAAGAACCAGAUAAUCCAGGUCACUAGUGUAGCUGUGGAAUACUCAGUAUAGACAUAGUGAAAAUGAAGUCAUGAACUAUCUUUGAGCAAAUUGAGGUUUCAUAAGCAGUUAUCGGGCGAUCUCCAACAAAUUAACGAAGUCAACCCAACCUCGGUAGAUGUGAAAGUGUUAACGCUAUAGCCUUGUCCAAAAUUUCCCAGCGGAAUUCAAUUCACGUCUUACUACGGACUAUGUAAUUCUAGUAAUCUAUUUA